UUUUCUUUUCCGGGUAGGAUUUGUUUUUAUGAAACACACAUGACAUGGCUGUCGAACAGCAGGCGUCCCAGAUUAUGUGAACUUGUCUCUUCUCCGAGCGCUGUAUUAGUGUGUUUUAGCGGCCAUUUAGCAGGUGUGUUGUGAUGUCGGAUAAACGUCAGCGUGCCAGAGUCCAGGGCUCCUGGGCCAAACCAUUGCCAAAACACACAGGACAAAAAGGUGCAGUUCCAAACAACCAUCAACCCAAAAAUGCCAACCCAGCCCCUGGUUCCUGGGGAUUUGGGCCACAGACGACAUCUAAGACAUUUGAGUUUCAUCAGCCAACUAAGCCAAUUAGAGAUGUUCCACCAGAGAAGGUGAUAGAACAGGCAGGUGAUUAUGAGAUCAGCGGUGGACCGUCAGGAGUGUCCAGACUGCGGCUGCUGCCUGGGUUUCUUCCCCCAGAGGAGGCUGACUGGAUGUUCAGUAAGCUGUUAGCAGAGCUUCCCUGGUCCCAGAAGACCAACUACAGACAGGGUGAGGCAUAUGAGGAGCCCAGGCUGACCUGCUGGUAUGGAGAGUUGCCCUAUACGUACGCUCGCUCCACCAUGGCUGCCAACACACAGUGGCAUCCGUUGCUGUUAACCCUUCAUGAGGCAGUGGAGCAGGCGAGCGGACGCAGAUUCAACUCCCUGCUGUGUAACUUGUAUCGGGACGGCCAUGACAGCAUCGGCUGGCACAGUGACGAUGAGGCCUCCUUGGGUCCCAAACCCGCCAUCGCUUCCCUCAGUCUGGGUGACACCAGAGUGUUCAGCCUUCGCAAGCAGCCUCCGCCGGAGGAGAACGGUGACUACACGUAUGUGGAGCGGAUUCGGGUUCCUCUCAGUCACGGGACACUUCUGCUGAUGGAAGGAGCCACACAGGACGAUUGGCAGCAUCAGGUGGCUAAAGAGUACCAUGACCGAGGCCCACGCAUCAACUUGACCUUCAGGACUAUCUACCCAGAGCCGGAGGGCCACAGGCUGGGGACCAAGCUUCGCUUCACUGCCAAGCAACAGUAAACUCUCCUCCGAGUCAGGUACUUAACGCUUAGGAAACCCUGUGGGAAGUGGUUUUGCAUUUCAAACAGUGCACUGAUCCAGUCAGCGCUAGAUCUGGUGGCUGGAGUGUGAGCGAGGCUCAAGCUAAUAAAUGAUGCAGAGAUUUUGCCAAACGUGGCUAGGUAACCUGCAAACGUCCUCGCCCUUCUCAGCGAGCGUGCAAGCAGUUUCCGCUGUUUGACCCAAGCCUUCCGAUCACAUCGCUGAGUUACAAAACCAAUGUGAAUGACAGCUUCCUCCAACUGAAACAGGGAGAUUUGCAGCCCUGCCUGAACUCACCUGUUGCAUAAGUGAACCGUAAUAACGCCUCAGUCGUGAGCAGUGAUGAUGAUCAGAUUUCAGUGUUUUCAGAGAAGCUGAGUAGAAGAGCGGGCGAUGAUGAGGGCUUUGAGGCUUGAUCAACUGUCAGCUCUGAAUAUUACUUUGACUUUAUUAAUUCAUUCAGCACAGACAGUUGUUUCAUUUCAGACAAUAAUUUUAUGAAACUUUUUCUUAGUGUGUUUGAGUGUUUAACUCAACUCAACAACCACUGCUUUUGUUGCCAACAGUAAAAGUUUGGUUUGCACUGGGAAGCUCCCAGGUGGCAACGUCGGAUGUGGUAUAAACAGAUUUCAUCUCGAUAUCCUUAUAUUUGCCAUGAUGAGUCACUUAGAUUCAAGUGUUUUGUUUUGGUUUGGGUUUUUUGUCACACUUUCGUUUUGACCAUAAAUUUAGAGAAAAUGUAGUUUUGAGGUUUGAAAAGUCAGUGUGUGCGUAUCAAUAUUCACAUGCAAUGAAAAGUGUGUUUAUGAAAGUCAGAGUCCCGAGUUCUCACUGUACAGCAUGUCACUGAUGAUCUGACUGUUGGUGAAAUACCGUGAAAUGUAAACGAUUUCAUUCUUAGUUUAUCUUGGGGAGCUACGUGGAGAGAACAUAUUUGCUAUAAAAGGAGACAAAACAAGUAAAGUCGCCACUUAAGCCAAUUGCAACUCCAUCAGGACUAGAAUUUGUUAAUUGUCUUGUCGAAACAAGAUUUGACCAACCCCUCAAAGAAGUAGUUCAAGUUUUUUUUAAAUACAAAUUCAGGAACAAGAAUCUUUAAAGUCCAUCUAAGACGUGCUUACACAAGUGUUUUGAGAUAGCACAUGCAUAGUUUGAGUCGUUUGUUUUUGUUAACAAAUCAAGUCAACAUGGCAUUUUCAACUGAAUAAUGACACUGUGUUUGAAAUGUAUAAUUGAAGACCGGGAAACCGUGCAGUACUGUACACCAAGCAUGGAUUACCUGCAUACCCAUUGUAAUUUGCAAGUUGCAUUUUUUUUGUUUGAAUGAUUUAUGAUUGUCUCCCUUUAACUUUGUUGUUGAUCAGUUGCAAAAAAGCCUUUGUUUUUGUUUUGUUUUAAAUGACUGAAAGUAUGUUUAGUAAGUAUCAAGUGGUAAAUCAGAUUGUUAGAAAUCAGAUUUAUCCCUUCAUACCUUGAAUAGUGUAGUUUUUGAUACUAAUCAGUCCUGUAUGUUGACCGACAUCAGAGCUACCUGCUGUUUCAAUAAGAAUUCUCGUUUUAAAAUUUCCAUUAAAACCUGUCUUUGGUAAAUCAAUAAAUGGAGAAAAAUAUUUGUUUCUAGAAAAUAACCCCAUUUAGACACAGAAUUGGUGAUAUUGCUUGAUUUAUCAUUCUGUUAAAAUUAUAGCAAACUUGGUCAAACUUGCAUAUAUUACGAAUAACAAAGAGACAUCAAACAAAAAGAAAUUCGUAUGGCUAAAGUUGCUAUAGCGACACUUUAACCAGUGGAAAAGGUAACAGAAGAAUCCCACAGCCAUGCACAGUUUGAUUUAGACGAAUAAGACAGAGGAGGUUUAAUAACCUGAAACAAUAAAAAGCGAGACACAACAGGUAAACAGGAAACAGUUGUUUAUGACACUUUAAGGUGCUGUUAGCAAAGUCAUUAAUCCAAUGAGCCUGUACUGUGUAGUUAAGAUUUUGAGUUUCCAAUAGAUCUAAGGUACUAAAUCGGCACAUGCCUCGGGUACUUUGACAGCCCACGUGAUGGGAUAUUCUGUUUAUUUUGUAACACUAAAGAAAGGAAUGUGAAAAUAAAAGAAUGAAAUAAAAGAAUGUGAAAUAUUGUGUCCUAUGUUCCACAAAACCAGAUUUUUUUUUUGUCUCUUAAACGUAUCAUACAAACAUGAAUUAUUAGCAGCACUACAGUUGAUCAAAAUUUUAGUUGAAACGGGUAAGUUUAAAUGAAAUACAAGGUUGUGACAGGAAGCUUGUCAUGAAAAUAUACUGAAAUCUGAGAAUAUUGUUUGCAAAACACAGCGAACAGGAAAAAGGUUCACCUCAGGAUCCCUGAGAACUGAGAGGUUAUGUAAUCAUUGUUGUAAUUAUACAUAAAAGAUGUGAUGAGGUUGUUUAAUGGAAAACAAUCCUUGACCACUUCAUGUUGGGGUUUUAUUAAAAUCAUGUGCUACAGUG
This is a messenger RNA of Xiphias gladius (swordfish), 3533 nucleotides long. RefSeq names its product alkB homolog 3, alpha-ketoglutarate dependent dioxygenase (gene alkbh3). The record is from RefSeq and is a predicted model, not a curated record. Lineage: Eukaryota; Metazoa; Chordata; Actinopteri; Istiophoriformes; Xiphiidae. The transcript has 10 exons. Gene Ontology annotation, molecular function: dioxygenase activity. Bases 144 to 1040 code for a protein of 298 amino acids. Gene Ontology annotation, biological process: DNA alkylation repair; DNA repair. Gene Ontology annotation, cellular component: nucleus.